Ruditapes philippinarum (Manila clam) is the source of this 3657-nucleotide messenger RNA. RefSeq lists its product as uncharacterized. The record is from RefSeq and is a predicted model, not a curated record. The transcript has 13 exons. The coding region runs from base 137 to 2530 and encodes 797 amino acids. Lineage: Eukaryota; Metazoa; Mollusca; Bivalvia; Venerida; Veneridae.
AGAUGUGUUAACUUCUUCAGGAAUGCGUGUCAAGAACAUUCAUUUUUAAAUUUAAUACAUAGCAUUGUAGCAAGGAAUCAUAAUCACGUGUUAUGUAAUCUAAUUUAUUGCGUUUGCCAUACAGAUAAUUUAGAUUAUGGACGACGCUUCCAAUAUUCUGAGAGACAUUGAGAGGAAAGUCAGUGUUGGCGAUAACCAGAAGUCAUUUAAUUUACUCUACAGUUCCGUUGAUAAGGUUUAUGUUGAUGAUUUCCAUACCAAGUGUGAUGGUAAAGGACCAACACUAACCGUUCUUUAUGGAAAAUACAACACCAUAUUUGGCGGCUACACAAGCCAAGAGUGGUGCUCAGACAAACAGAGAACCAAACGAGAUGAAAACGCCUUCUUGUUUUACAAGAAUGAUCAUGCGGAGGCUACGUGUACUUUCCUACCAAUUAAAGAAAAAUAUGUUGAUAGGGCAAUAACAUGUGAUGCAAACUUCGGACCAACUUUCGGAGGGGGUGUCUUUUUCUGGGAGGCUUAUGACCUUCAAACGUUCAAGAAGGACAAUAGAAAGUCAGAAAGUGAAAGAGAAUCAGGCUCCUAUAUGAAACUUAACGGAACUGUGAAUUUCGGCCGCGCGUAUGGCUUAGAAGAUAACCAAAUGCCAAGGAGAGGGGCUUCGGCAACGAGAAGGGAGGCGAGAUUUGAAGAUAGUUUUAGGGAGAAUUGCACAAUAGGAACUCCACACCAGAAAGACAUAAACGCUGGGGCGUUAGUUGUUAAACGGAUAGAGGUUUAUCAAGUUGUAGACGACCAGCUUCAAGAACCAUGGAGGACUAAACCAUCAGAUACUGAAAUGGAAGAAAUAAAGAAGAAACUAGAGAAAAUGGAACCAUUGCCAGGCCUUGGUAUCAAAACAUAUAACAUACUACUUGUGGGUGUCAUCGGGUCUGGAAAAUCAAGCUUCUAUAAUACCCUGGCAACCGUUUUUAUGGGUGCUGUGAAGUCUCACGCACCAGCAAGGGAUGCGCCAACAAGUGUAACAAACGAAAUCCACGCAUAUGAGCUGAAAUCAAAGAGUGGAAAGCCUUUAAAUCUCCGAAUAUUUGAUAUCAGAGGUUUUGAAGCUGAAAGGGGAUAUGAGCACGAGUUUGACCUACUUCUGAACGGUAGAUUACCAAUUGGAUUUAGUUUUCCAGAUCAACCAGGGCCUAUUCAACAAGGUGACUUUGUAAAAGCAAGUUUGAAAGAUGAAAUACAUUUGGUGUGCUUUGUUACCGGGACUUCAAAUUUAGACACUAUCACGGACGAUCUACAUAAACGUAUACUAAGUAUACAAAAAUCUAUCAACACGAAAGGUUUACCAAUGGUUGUUGUUGCAACCAAAUUUGACGACCUUUGUCAGAAAAUAUCCGAGGAUGCUAACAGAGUCUACAAAAGUCCAAAAGCUCGCGAUGCAACGAAAACAGUUUCACAUUUCUUUGGUAUACAAGAAAAACACAUAUUUCCAAUUGUGAACUACGUUAAUGACGAAACUACAAAAGACGGCAAAGAUAGACUAGCGCUACAGGCAUUGAAUACUAUGGUUGAGCUUACUAGAGAUUACCUCGAAAACCACAAAGAGAUGGCCUCAAAACUUGACAGGUGGUCAGAACGUGCAAGCAAGUUACAUAUACCGAGGCAUUCCAACGAGAAAGAAAUCGAGCUAAUGAAGAUUAGGGCUGAACUUGAAGAACUCGGCGACAAUGUUCUACGUGUUCUUUGUGUGGGACCCGUGUAUAGUGGGAAAACAAGCUUCAUCGAUUCGAUUUCAUCUGUGUUGAGAGAUGAAAUAUAUUCUAAAGCAACGGGAGGCUAUGCAACUGGUAGAAAACCAAAGGAUGGACAUUUCGUAGCUACAACUGAGAGGUAUAAAAUGCAUCAAAUGAAAUACAAGCACGAGUCUGAAGAGAUAAUUGAUAGCAAUGUGUUUAUUGGAGAUAUACCAGGUUUUCAAGAAUCUGAAGGCAUACAGUUGAACGAUGUCAAAAAUGUCAUUCUUGGACAUGUGCCAAUAAAAUAUAAGAUUAUACAAGGCAUGAAGAGGGAUUCCAAAAGGUUUAAGCCCCGACCACUCAAAAAGGACAAAGUACAUUGUGUUUGUUUUGUGUUUGAUAUAUCUACACCUGCUGACGAGCUCUCAGAAAAAAUGCAAAAGAUAUUUAAAUCUCUACAAGCAUGGCUGCUUGACAAAGAUAUUCCUUACAUUGUCAUUUUGACAAAAGGAGAUUUACUCAGUGACGUGGUUGACGAAUGCAAACUUCACGUAUUUGAAAACAAAACUUUAAAAGAAAACAAAGACAAACUGAUAGACAUGUUCAAGUUUAAACAAAGUAAAAUGUUUCCAGUGAUAAACUAUAUACAUGAAGAUACAUUGGUACCAGAAUCUGACGCUUUACUUUUAUCGGCUUUCAAAGACAUUCUCAAGCUUGGUAAGGAAUAUCUGGAGGAUAUCGGUGAGGAUGGUUCUGAUGACAGUGAUGAUGAAGAAAAUGGAUCAGAGACAUAGUUACAUUCAGUUUUAUUUUGGUCAGAUUUCGACAGAAAAAUAUUUGUAACCGACCUACCCGGACAAAUGGAAAAAUCUUCCUGCUAUUAAUGAUUGUUUCUUAGCAUAGUUGCUCUAAACAUAAGUUUAGAUAAGACAACAGAGAGGUAUAUGCCUAAUUUCAAGAGCUCAGUUACGACUUUACACAACUGAAAGUUCAUUUACAAGGGCAAGGAAUAAAACUUACCCAAUAAUAUUAACAGGGAGAUUUAAAGGAUAAAUGCCUUAUAGCUAUAAUAAUGAUAUAUUUCUAUAAAGUUUAUAAACAGUAGAACUAUAUUGUUUGGAUAGUGUUAAUAGAGUUGUAUACAAAAUGUCUCUGUUACUUAAUUCACGUGAUUAUUGUUAGUAAACAGGAUUAUAAGUUCUGGAACGAAAUAUUAUUCUGCUAUUUUAAUAUGGUUUAAACAAUUUAGGAACGAUUUCGUCUAAGGUGUUUCGUGUAUACGCUAUUGGCUUUUAAAAACCAAACAAACAUAUUUCUUUCAUACAAGUAUUUUGGAAUCAUUAUUUUUCAAAUUUCAAACUUACAGGCAGCAGAUAAAAGCUUUAUAUGAGAAUACUUUAAGGAGCAGUAUAUACAUUUACCUGGAACAAAAAUAUUGAAAAGUCCAGCAUAUCUUUAUAACUCGAGGGGUACCGUAAUCUUCAUGGUCGUAACUGUUGAAUAUUCCAAGAAAAUUUUGUAUCAUUUGUAUAAUAUAUUUGAACUGCAUUGUCUUAAUAUCUGAUAACUUUUGAGUCUUGCUUUGACUAAAACCAUAUUCUUAUUCAUAUUCAAAUUGGCUAUUCAUAUGAAAUAUUUAUUUGCUUUUAAACAAGUACAAUAAAUUUAUUUUACUUGUACAUAUUGAGUGUGCAUUUGGAGAGUAUAUAAUUUCAAUUUCUUAAAUUGAAACCGCAUCAGCCUUAUCAUGCAUUUGCCGAUAUGAUACAUGCGUAUUGGUUUCACAUACAGUGUAAGGCAUAUGUACAUUAACAUUAUCAAUACAUGUAUAGGUUGUAUGAUGAGUAUAACAAUGAUAUUAUGAUGAGUAUUAUAGUGAUACGUUUUAAUCAGCUUUCUUAAAGUCAAUAUAUACUUUCUG